Volvox carteri f. nagariensis is the source of this 2927-nucleotide messenger RNA. RefSeq lists its product as uncharacterized. Gene Ontology annotation, biological process: regulation of DNA-templated transcription. The record is from RefSeq and is a predicted model, not a curated record. The transcript has 22 exons. Lineage: Eukaryota; Viridiplantae; Chlorophyta; Chlorophyceae; Chlamydomonadales; Volvocaceae. Gene Ontology annotation, molecular function: histone binding; asparagine synthase (glutamine-hydrolyzing) activity. The coding region runs from base 42 to 2927 and encodes 961 amino acids.
CCGCGUAGAACGCUUGGGAGCUGGUGGACUCAGCUUAGGCCAUGGAUUUUCCGAAGACUGUCGAGGAGAUAUUUGAAGAUUAUCAGCGACGAAGGAGCGGAUUGCUUCGGGCCUUAACGGACGACCUUGAGGAGCUUUACCAACAGGCAGACCCAGAGCGUGAGAACUUAUGUUUGUAUGGUACGCGAGAAGGGACCUGGGCGGUGGAACUUCCGGCCGAUGAAGUGCCACCUGAGCUGCCCGAGCCGUGCCUGGGCAUCAAUUUCGCGCGAGAUGGAAUGGCAAAGAGGGACUGGGUUGCACUCGUUGCAGUGCACUCGGACUCAUGGCUUCUCGCAGUCGCGUUCUUCUACGCGGUGAAGUUGGAUGCAGCCGGCAGGAUGCGGCUCUUCAAGCUCAUCAACACUAUGCCAACUUUGUUUGAGAGUGUGAGCCAGCGUAACAAGUACAGUAAAUCAUCAGCUCCUCAACCUCAGCCGGGGCCUGUUGUCAAAAAGAAGAAGUUCGAGGACCGGCCUGUGGAAAGCAAGUAUCCGUCAGGACGGCUCUUAAAGGCCGAUGAUGUUUCUCCGGCUCUUAAAGGGCGACAAGCUGAGCUGUUCUGGCCUGACAACCAGCUAUGGUACCUUGUGGAAAUUAUUAGUGUCAACGCGAAGACAAAGCAGGCCAAGAUUGUCUACGCCAGCGUGGUUGGGGUCGCGGCUCCCGGUUUGAGGGUUGCAGAGAUGGGGGAUUGGGGGCAGGUGGUCGUUCCCGGCGCCGCAUGUCGCCUCCACUUCUUCGCGUCGUUGCUGCAGCUGCGCGGACUGGUCCCGCGCACAAGCCCCUGCGUCAGCAGCCAAGGGCACAUCCUGUGCUUCAACGCCCCAACCCCCGUCUACCUCCCUCGCUGCCGGUCUGCAGGGGAGCUGUUUGGCGGGCUGGAGGUCCCCCCCGGCGAGAAUGAUGGCGCCUGUCUUCUGGCGGCGUUAGCGGCUUCCGCGUCCUCCACCGCGUCCACCUCGUCCGUGCCGCAAGUGCUGAGCCAGCUGCGGGGCCCAUGGGCGCUGCUGUUCUGGGACCCUAGCCGCCAGCAGCUGUGGUUUGGGCGGGAUGCGCUGGGUGGGGUUGUGUCCUGUGGGAGUGAAGGAGGAUGGCAGCUGGGUACCGCUGGCGGUGACGCUGCCGCCGGGACAGCCCCGCCAGGCGGUGGUGGCGGCAGUGCAGCCGACGGCGAGGAUGCGGAGCCGUCGGGCUGCGACGGCUAUUGGACUGAGAUGCCGCCGGGAUUGUACGGUAUCAGCUUUGCAGUACAGGGCAGUGGGCCAGACGGCUCCAACUGGAAUGCGAUGAUGGGGCCGGAGGGGGGUGAGGGGCGGGGGGGAGUCAGCCCGUGUGGCGAGCCUGUGGGGUCUCCAUCUGCUCGGCCCCUAAGAAGACGUCUGGUGAUGGUGGGAUCCAGGGGGUUGUCCUUGGAGCGGUACGACUGGCACGAUCCGCUACUGCGGCAGCUGGAGUCGUACUGCCGCACGGAGAGCUCACUUCUUCGGCAGCAGGCGCCAGUGGAUACGUCUGUGGCUGUGGCCACGGCGGCGGCAGUGGCGGUGGCGAGUGAGGGAGAGGAGGGAGAGGCUGUGCGGGAGGUGUACGGCGGGGGAUCCGGUGGAGAAGCGGAGGUUCUGGCGGUGGCGGUGGCGGAUAAUGCGGCGGCGGUGGCGGCGGCCGUGCGCCCGCAUGGUGCAUCUGACGAGUCCGUGGCGGCAGAGGCGGAGGCGGCGGGCCGCGGCCAUCCUCGGAGCAGCGCAACCGCAGUGGGGGAGGCAGGAGCUUGGCGGGACGCGCCUGUCAUGAUCUUGUUCAGUGGGGGGGUGGACUCGGUACUGUUGGCGGCUCUGGCGCACCGAGUACUGCCCCUGGAGGUCCCCAUUGACCUGUCCAACGUGUGUUUUGCGGGCGGCGGCUCCCCCUCACCCGACCGGGAGGCCGCACGGGAUGCGCUGGAGGAGCUAGCCAGCAGCUGUCCGGGGCGGUGCUGGCGGCUGGUGGAGGUGAAUGCGUCGUUGCGGGAUGUGGACCGGCACCGCUCGAGGCUGCUAGCUCUGUUACGACCCGCACACACCGUUAUGGACCUCAACAUCGGGGCAGCGCUGUGGCUGGCAGCUUCCGGGCAGGGCAGCUUGCGGCUGCCAUCCGCCGCCACCGCCGCCAACGGCGGCGCGCCAGAGUCCCUGAUGCCGGCCCCCGGCGCGCUGUACGGCUCCGCCGCUCGCGUGGUGCUGCUGGGACACGGCGCAGAUGAGCAGUGCGGCGGGUACGGCCGUCACCGUACGCGAUUUCGGAGCGGUGGUUGGGUUGGGCUGUCGCAGGAGUUGGAGGUGGAUGUACGGCGGUUGUGGCUCCGGAACCUGGGUCGUGAUGACCGUCUGGUGGCGGACUGGGGCCGCGAGGGCCGGCAUCCCUUUCUUGACGAAGACGUGAUGCGGUUUUUGCUGCAGGCGCCGCUCGAGCACAUCGUGGACCUUCGGCAACCUCCCGGCCAGGGCGACAAGCGGCUGCUACGGCGCGCUCUGGUGCUGCUGGGCUUGCCUCGCGCGGCGGCCCGUGUGAAGCGAGCCAUCCAGUUCGGCAGCCGCAUCGGCAAAGUGUCCAACACUCGCGACUUUGGCAGCAACCGACAAGCCAACCGGCGAAACGCAGGGAGCGUGGCGUUGCAGGACCUGACGACCUCCGGCGAGCAGCAGCUCCCCCGGGCCCAUAACGAGGGCGCAGGAGGGACGCAGCUUCCCUCCCGUGCUCACAUUGCACCAUCGUACGACACUGGCGAUCUACAUUCAGGAACGUGUGCUACGGAAAUGGUGGAUUCAAUUAUUAUUUAUAAACGCGUGGGUCAGUGCGACUGUGCGACUGUGACUCCUCCCAUCCUCUUGACCUCUUCCUAUCACUCGUGA